AUGCCCUCCACGCGCUCCGUCCUCGCCGCUGUGCUCGGACUCGGGCUGGUCUUCCUCUUCCGUGAUGCCUUCAGUGUCUCGUCACCGAACACGGCUGGUCACGGCCUCAUGGAGAGGGACGUCGACUCGCGGCUCGCUGCAUUGGAGAAGGAGACCGAGAGGCUCGUGGGACGUCCACUCGGCAGCCAGCUGCCCGAGCCAGAACGAGCGGCCACCACGAGGCCAGCGGCCAUGAGGCAGGAGCUAGCGGUUGCACGGCAGGAGCCAGCGGCCGCCCCGUCAGCAGCAGCGUCCGGAGCUGCUCGUCCGCAGGCGGUUGCCGGCGAGCGAACGCAUUGGUACGACGGGGCGUUUCUCGUCGCCAAGCACGAGCCGGCCAGCAAUGCGGCCAGCCUUCGGCGGCUGCUCAAGAGCCUGCUCGGCCUCUCGCGCCUGCUCAACCGGACGCUCAUCCUGCCCACCUCGCUCUGUGGUGACGGGCAGGCGGCGGAGCCGGCAGACGAGCCGCUUGGCUGCCGCCGCUGCUCGACGCUCGCGCGGGAUGCGCUGCCGCUGGACGCGUGGCGGCGAGCCGCCGCGUCGUUUGAGGGAGGCGGCGUGCGGCUCCGCCCGGCCAACUUUCUCUCCGAUGCGCGGCUCCCCGAGCGCCUCCGCUCGUCGCACGUAAGGGUGAGGCUGCCGGACGGCGCCUCUGCGAUAGAGGCGGCCGCGGCGCUGCGCGACUACGAGACGACGGUCGUGCUGGAGAUCGACCGCGCCGCCGAGGCCUUCUGUGGCUGGGAGGCGCGGCACGACACUGGACACGCCGGGGAGGCAUUCGAGGCGGCGGUCAGCCCGCUCCUGGGUGGCAGCGGCGCCGCGCAGCUCGCGCAUUGCUCCCACUUCCACGCCGGCGCCGUCACCGUGCUGUCGUUUGUGAGCCUCGGCACCUCUGCCGCGCACAACGUGUCUGCUCCGUGGGAGAGCUUGCCGCGCUCGGUUCGCGAGCUACCCCGCGGGUCGGACCUCGCCGUCACCUUUGCCACCGGCAGCGUCUCCACGAUGGCGCUCAAUUGGGCAAAGGCGACCGUCUCGGCGGGGUUGAGCGACAUCCUCCUCGGCGCGCUCGACGAGUCUAUGCUCAAGGCGUGCCGCGCCGCAAGGGUGCCGUGCGUGCUCAUCCAAGGCGGCGAGGCGUCGGUGGAGCUCGCAAAGGUGAGCGGCAACCUCCGCUCGCGGCCGUCGCUCUACCCAAAGAUGAGCGUGCUCAAAGUCGGCUUCUACCGCGAGCUCCUCAGCUUCGGCUUCAACGUCUGGGCGUGCGACGCCGACGCCAUCUUCCUCGCGGACCCGCGGCCGCUACUGCGCUCUCCCUCCUUUGCGGGCGCGCACCUCGCCGCCGCGACAGAUUGCAUCGACGUGGCUCUCGACACGAGGUCCCCGCUCUUGCACUGCGACCUCAACACUGGCCUCGUGUACCUCCGCUCCAGCGCCGAGACCAUCGCGUUCGCCGAGGCGUGGCGCGAGACCAUCGCGCACGCCAAGGAGGCGCGGAUCCGCGACCAGUACGCUUUCAACAUGCUGCUCAAGUCGGGCGGCUCGAGUCUGAAGCGCGACGCGGCCGCCAGGCAGGCCGGGCCUCGCAUCUUUCGGGCCACUCCGGCCGGCGGCUCGCUCCUGCUGGGCGUGCUGCCGCUCAGCCACUUCCUCAACGGCCACACCUACUUCGUGCAGCACGCGCACACGCUACCCGCCGCGCCGCAGCCUCUCGCCGUCCACCUCACGUACCAGUUUGCCGAGGGGGCGUCGUUUGCGCACGGGAAGCGGCAGCGGCUGCGACAGGCCGGGCUCUGGUUCGUGGACGAGGACGAGUACUACGCGGGACGCUUUGUCCGCGUCGGCGACAGCGCGGCCACUCUCCCGCCGUCGCCGCUGCCGCCCAACGUCACCUCGCUGACAGCGAUCAACGCGCACCUCGCGGAGGCGCGCCACCGCAGCCGCGUGCUGCAGGCGCUGCUCGGCAUCGGCAAGGCGCUCGGCAGGACCGUCAUCCUGCCAAGGAUGCUGUGCUACUGCGAUUUCAUGUGGAAGGAGAUGACGCACUGCCGCGUCGGCGGCGCCUUUGGGAUGCGCCUCCCGUUCGACUGCCCGAUGGACCACGUGUGCGACACGCCAAGAUGGAUGGAGCAGGGCGUCCCCGGCGUCACGGUGCGAGAGCAGGGCUUCCUCUCCAACCCGCGGGUGCCGCGCAGCGUGAGCGGCUCGGUCCAGCGGGUAGCGCUGCGGCCCGGAAUGACCGACGCCGACUUGCGGAGGGAGCUGGGAGCCGAGAGCGCGGCGGUGCUGGAGGUGGCGGACGCGGUUGGCACCUUCUGCGGGUUUGCCGACGCCGGCACCAACCGCUCCUUCGCACAGGCCGUCGGGCGGCUCCUGGCCUACAAGCGCACCCCCUUUUGCUAUGACGACGGGCCAGGGCCGAGGGCGCCCGGCUACUCGCAGUGCUGCACCCCACGCAAGCCGGGCGACCCCUUCUUCCCCUGCAAGUACGGCUUCGACCCGCCAGAGCCCUUUCCUGCGUGCGCGCGGAGAGGCACGAUGGGGGACCAGGGUCCGUACCAGGCCGCCCUCAACGGAAGUGAGUCGGUGGUGCUUGAAGCCCUCAAGUCAAAACCUGACCUUCUCAACCAGCAACUGGAUAAGGGGAUGUACACAGGCUAUACACUGCUGCACUGCGCUGCCGCCAAAGGCCACAUCUCGCUUGCAAACACCCUGCUAAACAGGGGCGCGUCGACCACCCCGGUCAACCCAAAGGGCAAGACGGCCGCCGACCUUGCCGAGAAAGGGGGCCAUGUUGCGCUCGCCUCCCUCCUUCGCAGGCGAGCGACGCGCCCGCCGCCGCCGGCUGCCGCGGCUGCGGCUGAGGCCAUGGUUGAGGACACCGUGACGGCGGCAGCGUCGUCGUCCAGGGCGAAGGCGCCCGCCGUGCAGGAGGGAAAGUACCUCGCCGUCGUGCCGAGCGACGCAUUCGACCGCGUCAUCGGCGCCGAGCCGCCGGGCAGCCGGAUCUCGCCGCUUUGCGUCAGCAACGGCGCAAAGGUCGAACUGGACCCCGAGAAAGACUUCUACUCGAUGCGUAUCUUCGACCCGGACGGUGCUGCAGGAACAGCAAAGCUCGAGGCGAUGCUGUGGGAGGUGAUCGCGCCGCUCGGUGACUCCGAAGCAUGCGGUGCCGGCGUGCCGGUGGCGGAGCCGCUGCGCACGCGGCUGAGCGCCGAGCGGAUCGCCGAGGUCAAGUCGGGCUCUGGGGCAGAGGUCGCAAGCGAGCAGGGCGGGCUCUACGUAUGGGGAUCCUCGUUGUCGGUCCACCUCGCUCUGCUGCUGCUGCUGCGAGAUGUGCUCGGCUCGGAGCACGCACGCAAGUACGAGGCUUACGCCGGCACGCUGCAUGCGUCGCUCGUGCCCGCGCUCACCGACAAGCUAGCUGGCAUACCGCCGGCCUCCGCCGACGCCCGCGCAGCGCGCCCGCGCCUGCUGCUGCAGCGCUCGGCGGCGCAGGAGCGCUCUCCCUUGCUACGCGGCUCGGUGUGGGUAGGGCGAGACAAACUGCAGCCCGCCGCCUCAGCCGCGGGCGCCGCGGCGCAAGGCGCGGCCCCCACCGGCGACUCGCAGCUGCUGCACCUACGGCGCUUCGCCCUCCGCGGCGCUGCGCCAGAGGACGGCGGGCCGCCGCCGCUGCUCUGCGCUGCCGGGGUGCGCGCCGCGGUGGCUGCGCUUGCGCUGCGGCUGGGCGACGGCGCGGUGCGGAAGGGCGAGUUGCAAGCCGCGCUCGCACCGCUCGCGCCGCUCGACGCCGCUGACGUCACCGCGCUCACCGCCGCCGUGGCUUCCUCCCUCCGCGAUCGCCUCCUCGGAGGCGUCAUCGACGCCGCAGCGCUGCAGACCGCCGAGGUGGCCACGGUGUUGAUCGACCGCGCCGCCGCGCCGCGUGCAUCACCGGCCAACGGCGCCGCACCCAAACGAGAGCGGCCCGCGCCCAUGCUCUCAUUUGGACCAGGUGUGGCGGCGGCCGCCGCCAAAUUGGCCCAUGAGCCCGAGGCGCCGCUCCCCGCGCCGCCCAAGCCUCCGGUCGAGACGGGCGGCCCAUACUCCGCGGCGGCCGCCGAAGCGAGCGGCAGUAGCGAUAGCAGCGACAGCGAGGACGCCAGCGACGAGCGGCGCAGGCGCAAGCGCAAAGAGAAGAAGGAGAAGAAGAGGAGGCGGCGGGACGAGUCGGACUCGCUCAGCGAUGGCCAGUCGGCGGAGGAGAAGAAGCGGAAGCGGGCGAAGAAGGAGCGGAAGCGAUCAAAGAAGGAGCGCAAGUCGACGGAGCAGGCCCAGCGCGAGGGGCAGGACUGA
Messenger RNA from Emiliania huxleyi CCMP1516, 4374 nucleotides. RefSeq lists its product as hypothetical. The record is from RefSeq and is a predicted model, not a curated record. The transcript has 3 exons. Gene Ontology annotation, molecular function: protein binding; arabinosyltransferase activity. Bases 1 to 4374 code for a protein of 1457 amino acids. NCBI's taxonomy places the organism in Eukaryota, Haptophyta, Isochrysidales, Noelaerhabdaceae. Gene Ontology annotation, cellular component: Golgi apparatus. Gene Ontology annotation, biological process: cell wall pectin biosynthetic process.